Molecule: messenger RNA, 4129 nt
Organism: Fundulus heteroclitus (mummichog)
Lineage: Eukaryota; Metazoa; Chordata; Actinopteri; Cyprinodontiformes; Fundulidae
Gene: shc2
Product: SHC (Src homology 2 domain containing) transforming protein 2
Exons: 13
Coding region: 401-2542 (713 amino acids)
Biological process (GO): cell surface receptor protein tyrosine kinase signaling pathway; intracellular signal transduction
Cellular component (GO): plasma membrane
Molecular function (GO): receptor tyrosine kinase binding
Source: RefSeq, a predicted model, not a curated record
UGAAGCGUGUGUAUUUCAGCGACUACGGUCUGGGAGCAGCUGGGCAGGGCAGGGCUCACAGGCUAAUGACAUCAUCCACGAAGAGGAGAGACAGUCGGGAGCGAGCGAGCGAUCUCUUCUCAGGCUGUGAGAGGAAGGGUGGCCUGCUCAGAUCAGGAGGAGAGCGGCGGCGGCAGCAGCAGCAGCAUGAGAGCGGGACGGUGUCUGAGCAGCAGAGGUGCACACAGCGCUGAGUUGACUUUGACAAGGAUAUAGGACGCAGUCUGGGGAAAUUUUCUUCCUUUUGGUUUCUCCUCCUCUUCCAUUCGUCCAUCCCUCCCCCUUCCCCUCGCCCCUCUCCCCUCCGUCCUCUGAAAGUUAUCCCCUCUCUCAGCUCCUGCUUCAGGCGGCUCCUCCGGGCAUGCUCCUUAAGCCAAAGUAUGACCGCUUUCGCAACGAGUCUGUAACCUCCUCCGACGACCUGAUGCAGAGUUUAGCCAUGAGCAGCAAAGUCGUGGCCACGCCGGCGGUCUCCUCCUCCGCACAGAGUCUCCCCCUUCCCCCUCUGCCUCCUCUGGACCCCAGCGCCAGGUCCUCCUCCUCUGCCGGGGCCGCAGCCCUGGCAGACUCCCCGUGCCUGGAUGGGGAGCAGGAGGCCACCACGACCUUCUGCAUGCUCAUCCCCAAGAUGCCCCAGUGGAAGUUCUCCAACUCCUUGCUCAGCCGGAGCCCGUCCGGCUCCAGCAAGGACUCGGCCAAGGCGGCGUCUUCCCAAGCCUCCUCGUCGUCGAACAGGAGCGGCGGGGCCGGAGCGGCCAGCGGCCCCGUGGCCAGCCUCGCGGCCGUGCUUAACUCCUGUGACCCUGUCUGUGUCACCCCCUGUUCCCUGCAGGCCAUCAGAGGGCAGCGGGCGGUAGCGGCGGCCGCGACGUCUGGCAGUCCGGGAGGACACGGGUUUGGGGUCGCUGCGGAGGUCACGGUGAGCCCCGGUGUCUCCGGCAGCUCCAGGUCAGGAAUGAGCCGCAGGACGAGGGUGGAAGGCAUGUGGCUGGGGGGAGAGGACCUCCACAGCAAGGGCAGCUUCAUCCACAAACCCUCUCAGGGCUGGCUUCACCCGGACAAGAAGAUUGUUGGGCAAGGAGCUUCUUACAUUGUAAGGUACAUGGGUUGCAUUGAGGUGCUGAAGUCAAUGCGCUCCCUGGACUUCAACACGCGGACUCAGGUGACAAGGGAAGCCAUCAACAGACUUUGUGAGGCAGUGCCUGGAGGAAAGGGGGCUUGGAGGAAAAAGGUCCCAAGCAAAGCUCUGCAGUCAGUCAUGGGAAAGAGUAACCUGCGGUUCGCAGGCAUGAACAUUGCUGUCAACAUCUCUAUUGAUGGCCUUGGCCUGCUCAUCCCGACAACACGGCAGGUGAUUGCACACCACCCCAUGCAGUCCAUCUCCUUUGCCUCUGGAGGAGACACGGACACACCAGACUAUGUUGCAUACGUAGCCAAAGAUCCAGUAAAUCAAAGAGCGUGUCACAUCCUGGAGUGUUCGGACGGUUUAGCCCAGAGCGUCAUCAGUACCAUAGGUCAGGCCUUUGAGCUGCAGUUCAAACAGUAUCUACACAGCCCCCCUAAAACCAUCUCAUCUGUAGACAGGCCCGUCAGGACAGAGGAGCCGAUGUGGGGCGAGGAUGAGGAUGCAUCUGAGCACGACUACUACAACAGCAUCCCUGGAAAGGAGCCUCCCGUUGGGGGGGUGGUGGACUCCAGGCUGAGGGCCAGCGGGACCCUCCUGGGUCACAUCCACACCCAGCCACAGAGCAAGACGUCAGUUCAGAUGGGCUCGCAGGCCAGGAGGGAGCAGGGGUCUUACCCACCGGGUCAGCUCUGUUACGAGCUUCACUGGGACACUGACGCCACCUGUAGCUCAGAUGGUUACCUGUGUGCUGACGGUCAGCCACCAGGAAGCAAGGACUAUGAGGAGCACCAGUAUGUAAACACGCAGAGUCUGGAAAACCUUGAAUCACUUACGCAGGGAGCUGAUGGCCAUAGAGGGAUCAGGGCACAUGACAGUCCCAAAAAGGACCUCUUUGAUAUGAGGCCCUUCGAGGAUGCCCUGAAACUUCAUGAGGCAUGUGGAGGGGCUGCUGGCUCCAGUGCGCAAGGAAGCUCUGCCUCUCAGGCCGGAGGAGGGGGUGUUCGAAACUUAGAGGACCAAUGGCCCAGCCCGCCGAGACGCAGAGCCCCGGUGGCCCCGAAUGAGGAGCAGCUCCGCAGGGAGACGUGGUACCACAGCCGCAUGAGCCGGCGAGACGCGGAGAAGCUCCUGGUCCGAGAUGGAGAUUUCCUCGUCCGCGAGAGCACCACCAACCCCGGGCAGUACGUGCUAACAGGCAUGCACUGUGGCCUGCCCAAACAUCUGCUGCUGGUGGACCCAGAGGGAGUGGUCCGAACGAAAGACAUGUUGUUUGAGAGUAUAAGCCAUCUCAUAACGUACCACCUGAAGAACGAGCUGCCAAUCGUCGCAGCGGAAAGCGAGCUUCACCUUAAACAAGCUGUCCGCAGGAAACAAUGAGCCGCGUGGCUUGGAGUGAGAUGAUGAAGUCUUCUGUACCCAGGGAAACAUUGGGCCUAAAAACUGAAUGGAUGAUUUUCCAUCCCGGAAGAACACUUGGACAUACUUCCAAUGAAAGUAGAGAAUCGAGCAAAGUCUUUUCUUCCCUCUGGCUGCCAGGCUAAACCAAAUUUUGUUCCGUAUGUGUCUCAAACUCCUCAGCAUGCAGACAUUAAGCGAACCAGAAUGCAGAUUUUCAACGGCACAUCAGUGAGCGUCAAAAACUAGCAAGUGCUUCCAGUCAUCCACCGCCUCGUUGUUAGCGGCCAUUCUUUCUGCCAAUGGGGAACGUCACCAGAAGGAAAACUGAAAAGGAAUUUUCUGGUACAGAUAUAAAAUCAAGAGAUUUCAGAUUGAGAAGCUGAUUUCUGCAGAGAUGCAGGAAGUGACUGUAAAUUUACGAGUACGAGAAGCAAAUGAAGACAAGUCUCUCUCUCUCUCUUAGAGAUGCACGGACUGUUAUUUUUACACCGGUCUGCAGUAUCUGAGAAGGCACAAAGGAGAAACACUGAGCUCAAUUCAGCGUUGGGCGUCUGAACUGCACACGCUUCUGUAGUUUCUCUUUUGCCACAGGAUCAAAUGAAGCUUUUCUACAGUUUUCAUCUCUACUUGUCUGGUUUGCUGUUAGUAAGAAGUUGAUCGCAUUUGAUAAACCUGUGCAAGCCCGUGACCACCUACUGAGAAGACUUCACUCAGUGAUAAAGCCUACAUCCUGGGUCAAAGCUGAAGUCUUCGAUUUUAACUCACUGUACAGGUGCAUCUCCAUAAAUUUUAAUACCAUUCAUUUACAUUUAAUUAGUUAAUACAGUUAAAAAAGUAAAACUCGUAUAUUCUAUAGAUUCGUCACACAAAGCGAAAUACUCAAUUUUGAGGAUUAUGACUUAAAAUUAAUGAAAACCUGACAAUAUGGUUCCAAAAAAAUUUGUAAUUGAAGCAGAAUUAUUAUUUUUAGAAUUAAUUAAAAUCAACACAUGUUAUUUUAUGGCCAUGGUAUUAUGACCUGCACAACGAUGGCUAAGACAGCUGACUUGACAGUCAUUGACAUCGUCCACAUGGAGAAAGAGUCACAAAAGGUUUAGAGAAGCUGACUGUUCACAGAGUGCUGUAUCCAAGCACGUUAUUGGAAAAUUCAGUGGAAAGAAAAACUGUGGUAGAAAAAGGUGCACAUCGAUGUAUCCAGGACACGGGCUAUGGCUGUCAUGUUCCUCAUGUCAAGCCACUCCUGAAGAAGAGACGAUGCCCAAAGCGUCUUUCGUGGGCAAAAGAGGAAAAGGACUGGGAUGUUGCCCAGUGGUCAUUUGAAAAUCAAAGUACCAGAGUCUGGAAGAAGACUGACGACACAUAGGCUGCUUGAGGUCCGGAGAGAAGUUUCAAUAGCCAGUGACGGUUCGGGGUGCCAAUACAGACUCAGAUUUCAUUUUCCCGCAGGGCUUGGAACCUCCCCAUACUGCUAAAAGUACAAAUACCCCAGUUUAAUGAUCAUGGUAACCCGGUAUUUGGUUGGACAGACAGCUUUCCUUACCUGAACCACAUGGAGAGAGCUGUGUU